AUGUCAAAUUACAGCUCAAACACACAGCCCGGCGGUUACCAGGGCGCUUCACAGAACUACGCCCACCAACAGCAGCAGUAUGGACAGCCAGGCCACACGUCCAAGGCUGGCGGCAUUUUUGGGCAGAUGAUGAGCCAGGCCGUUUCCACUGGAAAGCCGAUGGUGGAUAAGCUGGGGCAGACAUUGAGCUCGAAGCUUGGAAACAAACCCGCUCCUGGCCCUCCUCAACAUCUGCAGAGUUACCAGAAUUACCAGAGCCACCAGAACCCGCCAGGCCAAGGCCAUGGUUACCAACAGCCGCAGGCUCAGACAUACAGUCCCCAGCCGCAACAACAGCAGUGGCAGCAGCCUCAACAGCAACAGCCAACUCCGCCAACAACCUCUUACACUCCUGUACAGCCUUCACCAUACCAGCCAAACUAUUACUAUGGGGCCUCGACCGGUACUCCGCCAAGCCAGAACAAUUACUACCCACAUCAGAGCCCUCCCCCUCCACCACCAGUGCAAGCGCCUGCUGCGCAACAGCCGCUAAGCGCGCCAGGUUACAACACAUCUGAAUAUGGGCAAGGGCAGCAGGGCCAGCUCGGACAGACAAACGCUACACAAUUUCAGCAACACUUUCCGCAUGGGCAGCAGAAUGCAUAUCACAGCCAAGAAACUGGCUUCAUAGUGGGAGGCCACACUGGGUUGUCGCCACAGUCGGGAUAUCCUCCUGCGCCGCCAGUGCCACCGCAUCCAAAAAUCUCACCACCAGAAUCAACAGUGUCCCCAAGCCAACAAGCGCAAUGGGGGUAUGCACAGGAUCAUGCUCCACAUGUUGGUCAGCAACAACCUCCAUACUCGCUGGCGCCAAACACGCCAUCCCAACAAGAGCUGCAGCACCAACACCAACAACUGCCGCCAAAUCCGCCUGGCUCAAACACGCCAUACCAGCAAGAGCAAAGUCAACAGCAACAAUGGCGUCCCAUGUCACCUGCCAAUCCAGCAGACGAGGUGGCGAAUCCAAUCCCUCCAUCAAUAAGUCCUCCACUGCAGCACAAAGAUGUACAAGGACAGUUACCACCGACCAAUCUCACACAUACACAACCAUCUACGCCAGCCCCUCAAAGCUCUGUGUCUCCAGCCACAUCUACCGAGUUCACCGCUGAAUUACCCGCAGACCUGGGAAGCUUGAGACUAGGUGAUCCGCCUGUUGACACGAAAGCAGCCAAUCCAUCCUCACAGUAUCCGGUGCAUAGUCCUUCGACGCAGGCUGCUUCACCAUCCAACGUUUCUACAAGUCCCCCGCAAAAGGCCAGUAUCAGCAGUAUGCCGCUUGCAGAUCCUUGGAGUUUCGUAAACCCAGUCACAGAAACCCCGACCCGAGAAUUCUACAUCUUAGCUGAUCUGCUGUUUGAUGCCCUGGACCGAAAUUUUGAGCCGCGAAACUCUGGUUUGUUGGAAGCGCCCAAAAUUUUGGCAAGUUGGAUUGAUCUGCCCGAGGAUGCGCGCAAAAUUUACUCAUACAAUGGGUAUACGGCCCUUGCGCAUCAAUUUGGACUGGAAGGUAUUCCACACGUCAUGGUUCCUGUACAACCUCACCUCGCGCCCAUAUGGAACUUUGAUGAGCAGGUACAUGCUGAAGAGCUCAAGAUAUUAGAGCCGCCCUCUGCUACCUCGUCGUACGCAACGUAUAUGCCCGCGCUCAACCGCGCUGGCUGGUACAAGUUCUUCUUCCUCGAGAUUAUGCAGAACCCCGACGAGAUUUCCACGCUGAUGCCAGCACUCUGCGCAGACACGUACAAGCCUGGAGUACUCAAUCACCCUGACUUAAGCAAAAGGGACAAAUCCGAGGUUCAGGCUCUGCGAUCACGCGCCGACGAAGUGCAGACACUCGCGAUCAAGCGCGUGGGCGACGAGGCGAGGACCGCUAUGAUGCUUGAUCCCAAUAUCCCUGUAUCCAGUGUGGUGCAGGUGAGGGAAUCUCCGGCGACAUCCGGAACGCUAGAGCCAGGGUCGCCUGAGGAUAUAGCCGUGCGAAUGCAUCGAAUUCAAACAGAGCGGCAGUUCAACGAUAUGGCUGUGAGGACAGUACUUGGCGCAGGCAUCACGUUUGGACCAGCAGGUGGCUACUCAGGCGGUUAUGCCAGCUUAGUGUGA
Molecule: messenger RNA, 2139 nt
Organism: Bipolaris victoriae FI3
Lineage: Eukaryota; Fungi; Ascomycota; Dothideomycetes; Pleosporales; Pleosporaceae
Exons: 2
Coding region: 1-2139 (712 amino acids)
Source: RefSeq, a predicted model, not a curated record